Messenger RNA from Orbicella faveolata, 5120 nucleotides. RefSeq lists its product as uncharacterized. The record is from RefSeq and is a predicted model, not a curated record. Lineage: Eukaryota; Metazoa; Cnidaria; Anthozoa; Scleractinia; Merulinidae.
UUAAUUCAGUUCAAAUGGAAACAAUUGCUUUUCGUUGCCAAGCCGGGAACAAGGUCGACUUUUUUUUAUACAGAAAAGUAACUCCUGAAUUAUCUUUAACUAUAUUAUACCCGUGUAACAAAUUUAGUAUGAGCUUCUAUACAAGUUAAGCGAAAUUUUCAACAUUUUUUUUAAACCAGACGUUUAUUCAUGUUGUACUGUCCUCAACCCGCCAAGUGUAGUUUUAAAUACUUCUUUGUUAAAGGUCGCCUCAAACCCAUAGUCUUCACUCUUCCUCUUGAGAUCCAAAAAUAAGUUUGCUCUAAUGACUCCUUUGACAAAAAAGGAGAAGAAAGUAUUAGAGAUUUUGACCCUGUCAGGGCUGUACAAUAAGUAUUUCUACAUCACCGAGAGAAAAAAGUCAAGCCGUCAAAUCAAGGUAUGUGUUUUCAUUUACUUCUUGUAAUUCUUAUCGUAGAAGUAAAGAAGUUUAUCAUUUUUGCUGACGCCGACGCCAAAUCGACGAAUAUUAUUUCACUGGAUGUUAACUACUUUGUGGUACAAACUUUGUUUCGUCAUCUUGGAAAUCAACGCCCAAUAGCUUUGGACUUUGACCCCGUUGAAGAACGUGUGUACUGGUCAGACAUAGCAGAAGGUCUCAUAAUUAGCGCUUUUUUCAAUGCAACUGCUGUGAAAAUUUUGUUUCGCUGUAACGUGAAGAGUCCUGAAGGCUUAGCCAUUGACCACGUGGCAAGAAAUAUUUACUGGACUGAUACAGGGACCAAUAGGAUUGAAGUGGCUCGGCUUCAUGGAACAAGCAGGAAACUGCUCAUCAAAGAUGGACUUGAUAAGCCAAGAGCGAUAAUUCUGGAUGAGACAAAUGGCACGAUGUACUGGACAGAUUGGGGCGCCAGUCCAAAGAUCGAGAUGGCGGGGAUGGAUGGUUCAGCGAGACAAGCCAUUGUAACUGGAAACCUUGUUUGGCCAAAUGGACUUACUAUCGACCAAACGACAAACCGUCUCUUCUGGGCUGAUGCCAAACUAAACAAAAUUGAGACAUCAGACCUUACUGGAGGAAAUCGACAGCUUAUAUUGUCAUCUGGGAACAACAUCCAUCCUUUUGGCCUAGUUGUGUACAACAGCAUGCUGUAGUGGACCGAUUGGAAUAUCUUGAGCGUUUCAAGCUUCAAUUUAGCCAGUGGAAAUCAGGAUGUGAUGGUAACUGGCCUGCAACUGCCGACGGACAUUCACGUGUUUGAUCCUUCCCUAAUAUUUUCAGGACCCCAUAAUUGUUCUCAAGACAAUGGUUUAUGCAGCUAUUUGUGUCUUCUAAAGCCAGGGGGAUUUCAGUGCGCAUGUCCAACGGGUAUUGCACUCAAGCCGGAUGGGAAAAACUGUGAUUAUGGUUUGUUUUAUAAGAGAAGCUCUGAAAAAUUUAUGAUCUUCGCUGAAGCCGAUUCCGGAGAAAUUUACAUGGUUCCUCUCGCGGUAGAGGAAAAUCCUUGCCUUCCCCUCGAAAUCAACACAAACAUCUCAAGACCGGUGGCAGUUGAUUAUGAUCCAGUGGAAGGAAAGAUUUAUUGGACAGAUGUUACCUUAAAACUGGUGGCUAGGGCCUUCCCCAACGGGUCUUCGGUGGAAAUCAUUGCGCAUAAUAAUGUGGAGACACCUGAUGGGCUGGCAUUGGAUUAUGAGGGAAGAAAUAUUUACUGGACUGAUGCAGGGACAAGUAAAGUUGAAGUAGCGCGAUUAGAUGGGUCAUUCAGAAAGAGCCUUAUCACAUCAAACAUUGACAAGCCAAGAGCUUUAAUCCUUCAUCUGGUAGAGAGAAAGAUGUACUCGAGUGACUGGGGAUCAUCACCAAAAAUUGAACAAGCCAACAUGGACGGUUCCGCCAGGACAGUUCUCGUUAGCUCCGGACUUGUGUGGGUAAAUUCACUAGCCCUGGAUUUCGAAAACAGACUGUUGUAUUGGUGUGAUGCUAGCCUUGAUCAAAUAGAAAGAGUUGACUUCCAGGGAAACAACCGAGUGCUCAUACUUGAUUUAUCAACUGAUAACCUGCAUCCGUUUGGACUGGCCCUAACUGACAACGUUCUGUACUGGUCUGACUGGAACAACCAAAGUGUCCACAAAUACAACAUGACCUCCUCUCUCAGUGAAGUAUUGGUUCAGGGAAUGGGAAGGCCAAUGGAAUUGCAUAUUUAUGAUAAGACAAAAAUCUUUAACGGGUCAACCAGCUGUUCUCAACUUAAUGGACACUGCAGUCACAUCUGUCUUCCAAAUCCACAAGGACAUCAAUGCUUCUGUCCAGAAGGAAUACUGCUGAAGUCUGAUGACGCCCUCACUUGUGAAGGAGUGAACCGCUGCCCACAGCUUUCGGCACCACUCCACGGCAGUCUAGAGCCUUGUUCCAAUUUGCCAGGAAAAACUUGUCACUUGUCCUGUGAAAGAGGAUACAUCCUGAAUGGGUCACCAGCACGGACAUGCAACAGCGAUGGGACAUGGACCGGCACUCAGACUCAGUGUAAUGCUGUUACAUGUCCAGCUUUACCAGCACCGUCCAAUGGCAUCAGGCAANAAUCUGCCGGGAUAACAUACGAUAAGUACGGAUCAAACUGUGUCUUCGGCUGCCAAAGUGGAUAUGGCAGCCUUUACGGGAAUGUUACUAGGACGUGCUUACAAUCUGGACAAUGGAGUGGAAACGCGAUCAACUGUACAGCUGUCACCUGUGCGCCUUUGAGCAUCCCUGCAAGAGCCAUUCUGCUGACUGUGUCCUGUGGCAAUACGUACGGAUCAAACUGUGUCUUCGGCUGCCAAAGUGGAUAUGGCAGCCCUUACGGGAAUGUUACUAGGACGUGCUUACAGUCUGGACAAUGGAGUGGAAACGCGAUCAACUUUACAGAUAUGCUUCCUCCAACAUUUGGCAUCAAGUGCCCAGCAAGUCCAUUGCUGGUAUAUGCAGAACGUGACAUGUUUUCAGCAGAAGUAAACUGGACAGAACCAGUUGCCACUGAUAAUUCAGGAAUCAUGCCUAGGGUGACGUCGAAUUACCAACCGCCACAAAGACUCAGUCAGGGAACUCACGUGAUCAUAUACACUGCAGAGGACCAAUCAAAGAACAAAGCAACUUGUAGCUUCACUGUUAAAGUAACAGUUAUCAAUUGCACAUCGCUGAUGGUAGACCAAGGAAGUCCACUGCGCAUGAGCAGCUGCGGUAGUCAUUUUGGGGUACAAUGCAAGUUUUCUUGCAUGAUUGGUUAUCGUUUGAAUGGCUCAUCAACAGUCACCUGUGUUGCCCCUGGCAACAGACCCCCUGGAUCAUGGGAUAACCCGCUGCCUAUAUGUCAAGCUAUAACAUGUACUUCUCUGCCUUCUCCAUCUAAUGGAGUUAAGACCGGCUGUACUCACAUCGGAUCAGAAACUUAUAAUACUCAUUGCAGUUUUACAUGCAAUGUUGGCUACACUCUGGUUGGUUCGCCGGCUAGGCGGUACCUAGAAAAUGGGACUUGGAGUGGAGACAUGCCUUCUUGUCAAGUAAUCAGUUGUGGCGCACUCACUCCUCCAGCGCUUGGUGUCAUUUCUCCACCUUCCUGCCUAGUUGGCAGUAAUUAUAGCCAGACAUGUCAAUAUACUUGUGAAAGACUCGGAUACGUUCUCAAGGGAUCUUCUGUAAGAAUGUGUGAUACUAACGGACAGUGGACUGGGUCAAACGUAACACGUUGCAGAGAUACUGCUCCUCCUUCAUUCAAUGACACCUGUCCUAACAAUAUGGUGUUCUAUGCUGCUGAAUGUUCGUCCAGCGGUUUAAUUACGUGGAAUGAACCAGUGGCUACUGACAAUUCUGGUCACGUGUCUAUCAGCUACCCUACCAUUCGUUCUCCUGCCAACCUUAGUAUCGGUCUGUACAGUGUACUUUAUUCUGCGAUAGACAGCAGUGGAAACCAAGCUAACUGCACGUUUAUAGUUCAGGUAGCAAGAAAGUCUUGUACUAUUCUUCAAGCACCAAUACACGGGGCCAUAACUUCUCUUUCGUGUGGAUUUUUAUUUGGUUCCCUGGCUUCCUUCUCUUGUGAUAAAGGAUACCAAAUGGCUGGGUCUCGACAGCGCUCGUGUAGAGCAGAUGGAACAUGGUCAGGCGACACAACCCUAUGUAACAGUGUCCGACAAUUACAGCGCCAACACAUGGAGUGAUAUUUCCUUAUCCAUGCACUUCGAUCUCUGGUGUAAAUUAUGGAACAGAUUGCUUCUUCAUGUGCAAUGUUUCCGUUGGUUACCGACUGGAAGGUGCACAAAACGUAUCCUGCCUCGAAAGUGGGUUUUGGAGUGCAGAUACUACCAAGAUAAUAUGUAGAGGUAUCUAAUCUAGAUGUAUUUUUGUACGUGGUGUAUUUACCUGAUAAACCAGAGAAAUUGAACUUAAUCAUUUUCGUUAUUUAGCUAUUUUGUGUUUCUCCGCGGUAGCAGGUGCACAAGACCAUCUCUGACCAACCUGGUUGUUUUUUGUUUUUGUUUUUGUUUUAUUUGUUUGUUUUUUUAUUUGUUUGUUUUUGUUUUUCCUGUUGAUUCUUCAGCUCCACUAUUCUCUAGUCUUUCUCUUCCUCUCGACCUUUUCUACACAAAAUUGCCUUCAUUUUAUCUCUUGACCAUCCAAUUUCUGAUUUCCAUGCAACCUAGUGUCCUCAAAGUCAUUCGUUUUCCUUAUCUUCCAUGUUUUGCAGACAAAGCAGGACUAGCUCUAAAGCACACUGAGAUAGAUAGUCCCUCCAAAUACAACAAGAUAGAGAUCCACUUAGAGCAUGCUCACGUUGCUGAUCCAUAAUUUAACAUUGAUAUCAUCGGCCGUACUUAUUGUGCUUGGUACAUACUGUCCCUCACCAGAUUUACCACACGAAUCCUUAAAUUUCAUGCUGUAUAGACACUUAUCUUCUGCUUAAAACGUAUUUUAUUUCUAAUCGUUCAAUGAUAUUUCUGCUGUUCUUUGGUAUCCAUUUAAUUAGACUUCGUUAUACUGUUAUCUGAGUUGUCAUUCAGUACAGCUAACCUUCGUGGUGACCUUUAAUUCUCCUGCAAACCACCUCUUAUGCUAAGUGUUCUUCUUCUUGGUCCUCUCCAUGUACAUCCACUGACGUAAUCAAUAUACU